Molecule: messenger RNA, 795 nt
Organism: Cordyceps fumosorosea ARSEF 2679
Lineage: Eukaryota; Fungi; Ascomycota; Sordariomycetes; Hypocreales; Cordycipitaceae
Product: Ankyrin repeat-containing domain protein
Exons: 1
Coding region: 1-795 (264 amino acids)
Molecular function (GO): protein binding
Source: RefSeq, a predicted model, not a curated record
AUGGUCGAGCUCCUCGUACAGAACGGCGCGUGUGCCAAUGAGACGUUGAAUCACUCAAACAGCGUGAUAUUCAAUGCCAUCAGGAAAAACGCUGUAGAUAUAGUACGACUCAUAUCUGGCGCCGAGGGCCAUGACUGGACUGUUACGGACCGUAAAGGAAAGGGCGUUCUGCAGGUGGCGGCAACGCUCGCCAGGUCCGAUAUGGUCCAGUAUCUCUUGUCGCUCCUCAACGAGCCUGACGGUCGAUACGAAUUCUCUACAGAUGGCGCUCUGCAUCUCGCAAUCGCCUGCAAGCGUCACCACAGUGCCCGCCUCUUGAUGCGCAGUGCUCACGUCGACCGGAAAUUGCUGCUGGACAGCCAUCUGGGCGAUGGCAAAUUGCUCUACCCAGAAUCAACACCGAUAUAUGAAGCUUGUUGCCGCGGACCUUUGGAUAUUGUACGGUAUCUGGUUGAACAGGAAUACUGGACUAUCCCGCUGCCCGACCUUUGCGUCUUCUUUGCAGCCGUGAAUGGUCAGCAAGACAUUUUGGAAUAUCUGUUGGGAUGUGCAGCAACCCGCGCGGAAAUGGACUGGUUGCUGCUCAAGGCAGUGGAAAGGGCGUCGGAUGAUGACCACUUUCAAUGUUCAGGUUACGCAGCUGCCAAGCUGUGCAUCGGGUUGGCGGAUUUGCCGAAUUCGACGCGGCAGGCUGAAUGGCUCGGUGCUAUACGCGACAAGGGUUGGCCGGACUUGGAAGACCUCGUCGAAUGGGGAUGUCAGGAAUUGGAUCUACAACAGAAGACUCUUGGCUAA